Molecule: messenger RNA, 1468 nt
Organism: Galdieria sulphuraria
Lineage: Eukaryota; Rhodophyta; Bangiophyceae; Galdieriales; Galdieriaceae
Exons: 2
Coding region: 7-1422 (471 amino acids)
Source: RefSeq, a predicted model, not a curated record
AACAAGAUGAACUAUGAUGACUACAACUUUUUUCCAAACUAUCAACAACCUCCAACUGAAAUAACACCGCCUCUCAGUAGGAGAACCAAUCGAAAGCAGCAACAACCGACGCAGCUUGGGGCAAUUCCAGUCAAACGAAGCGAACCACGACAGUUGAGAAGAACAACAACAGCAGCGCUACCCGUCAAAAGAAAUUCAGCAAAACCAAAAACGCUUAAACCAACGCCUCAAACCAAAAAAAUCACGCAACCCAAAAAACAAGGGACAGAAGUUUCCUCUUCAAAAAUCAACUGGACGACUGUUCUUAUAUGGAUUUCAAUAGGAGUUCUGCUCCUCAUCAUUAUUGCGGUCGCCUGGAUUUUGCAGUCCGAGAUUUCAAAGACGAACACAGUUUCAUCUUCCGUUUUCAACAACGCAGGCUAUCCUGUAGUUCUGUCACCCAAUGGACCAGACUCGGAAGGAAACUUUGGACCGAACACUCCCGGAACAAAGACUGGAGGUCUCGCUGAAGCCAUCAAAUACGCGUACGACAAGGCUCUUUCAAAAACCAGUGAUUACGGUCCAAGUGUAGUAAUGCUACCCAUCUUGGUGAAACAAGGAGUGUACGAAAUAUCGGAACCCAUAAAGUUGCCAGCACCUUCAGGAAGUAAGAACACUCUUGGUUUCUAUUUAGUAGGACAGCCUUAUUCAGUUCUAUUGGCAAGUUCCUCGUUUCCCUCAGGGAACUGGAUGAUCGACUGCAAUGGGUACCAAUUUACUCAUUCCGUCCUUUCCGGAAUUCAAUUUCAAACAGUUAAUACGGGAGUAAAUGGUAUCAAAGCUUCCAAUGGAAAGUACAUAGGAGGCAGCAUGCAGAAUCACUACUUCCAAUUAAGGUUCUGGAAUUUCGGAACAGAUAUGGACUUAGGAUACAAUGAUGACUCUUUCAUUGAAGAAUGCCAAUUCAACAAUACAGUAGUGGUAGACAGCCCGAAUGGACAAAUUCAAUUCCGCAACUGCGUGCUAGGAACCGUCCUGAUCAAAAACAUACAGCAACUCACUAUCACAGGAGGUCUCUUAUACGUUGUGAGCGUACAAGACUCAGUCUAUUACAUGUUGCAAGUCACAGAUUGCUAUUGGGCAAAUGGAGUAGGAUCUAUUGCCAAUCGUUUGGAAGGGAGUGCAUCUGGAGCUAGCAUCGACAUACUUUCCUGCAAAAAUGUGCUUUUUGCCAAUGGAACAAACGAGAAUAUUAUCAAUACCAAUCAGUUGACAAUAAACACCAUUCAAAUGGAUACCGUCUAUGUAGCUGUGUAUUCUUCUACUUCAGAACCAGCAGACUGCAGAAUCGCUUCAAAAGUCGAACGAAAAAAACCUGGAAACCUUUCUUUCAGACAUUGGGCAAAUCUCAGUGAACACAACAGUCCAAACGGACUCAGUUAAUUUGUCUAACAUUAUGACUGCAAUUAUUAAAACGGCUUGUUCCAUA